UCAUCCAAGUGAGAAGCUCCCUGGCUCGGUGCCACCUAAAAAUAUAUAAAUAUAAUAACAACCUGCCCCCUUCCUCCUCGUUUUGAUUCAGUCUGUGUAGCCUACAUGCAGAGGGAGAACGUCCGCCGCACAGCAAAACGAAGACAGUCUUGUCUACAGUGAGAGAGAGAGAGAGAGAGAGAGAGAGAGAGAGAGAGAGAGAGAGAGAGAGGUGGGAAACAGCUGCAAGCGGAUACUCAACAUCAACAAGCUGAGGCAUCUGUAAAGAAGGAGAAGGGAUUUGGCGAGGACAGCGAGGGGGUUCCUUACGUUUCCCCCCUCCUCUGCUUUUUAAAUUCAACAGAGGCGUGGAGCUUGCAAGACUAUCCUACAAGUGGUGAAGCGAUGGUUUAGCGGAGCAAUUUAGUAGAUUUUUUACAGCACACCCGCCCAACGACACUGUAUUACCGAUCAGCAAUCCCCCCAAACAUCUGUGGACGCUUACAGGAGGGAGAUGGCUGUUUUCCGGCUGUCGUUGCUGCUGCAAGUGGGAUUUGUGAUCGGAUCAAACCAUAAGUACGCGGAAUGGUCAGCGCAUGGGGAAGAUAUCAGCGCACAGGAGGCGAUUUACGAAGCUCAGACGCACCGUCGGCAGCUGGCGCAUCUCCGCGCGCCUCAUCAUCCUCCCGGGGAGACGGCGGAGCUGCAGCAGAAAUUAGGGGAGCAUCUCCCCAGGGUGGUCACGGCUUUUCUACACACUGGGGACUCGACCACGUUAAAGCACGCCAACUGCUCGCGGAGGUACGAGCUCACCUCUGUGCGGGGAAGGUCACAAGCCAUCCCGCAUUACUCCAUGAGCAGCGUGCUGGAUACGGUGCUGCACGCCACAAACUUCCUCAACAUGAUCUUGCAAGCCAACAGGUCCAGGGAGCAGAGUCUCCGGCGAGACAUUGAGUGGUACCAUGCCUUAGUCAGGAGUAUACUGGAGGGAGACGCCAAGAUUCACAGGGCUGUUGUCACUUUUAGCGCGGAUUCGUCCAUGACGGGGCCCUCGGUGCUUCUCCAAGCCACCAGGGCCGGUGGAGAGAUAGUCCUCCAAGACCUCUCCAGCAUGGCCCAUCACCACCUGCACAACCGCACAGCUGAAACAGAGUGGUACCACGAUGUCAAAGACAGGAAGAAGCCCAGUUUCCAUAAGAUGGUGCUGAGCCAAGAUUUUAGAUCAGUUGACAAUUCUUUGAAAAGAGGAGAGAGUUUUAUCCCAGACAAGACGCAUGUCAAGUGGUCUGCGCCCUACCUGGAGUGUGAAAAUGGCAAUUUUGUUCCCCGUUGGCUUUUGACCUUAUCAGCUGCUUUCUAUGGCCUGAAGCCCAACCUGACUCCUGAAUUCAGGGGCGUGGUGCGCGUUGACAUUAAUCUACAGGAUGUUGAUAUCGACCAGUGCUCCACUGACGGCUGGUUUGCUGGAACACAUCGAUGCGACCUGACCACUAUGGAGUGUUUGCCAAUCCAUGGUCAUGGAUUCAUCUUAGACAAGUACAAGUGCCACUGUAAGAAAGGAUUCUACCACCCCAACAGAGUGGCUGUCAAUGGCUUUACAAGGAUGGGGAGAAAGGGAAAAGCUGCAGACAGCGGCCCCAAUGCGGACGAGGGGUCUUCCAGUGACUGCAUGCCAUGCCAGCAGGGCUGCGCCUUCUGCAAGGACGACACCCCCUGUGUGGCACGAGAGGACGGUGCUCUUCGCAUGGCCGUGCUCUCCUUCCAGUGCCUCUGCUUGCUGAUUGUUUUUGUUAGCAUGGUACUCAUUUACCACUUUCGCAGGAAUAAGAGUAUCAGAGCAUCAGGUCUAGUCCUACUGGAGGCCAUCCUGUGUGGAGCUCUGCUUCUCUACUUUCCGGUUGGGAUUCUUUAUUUCCAGCCAAGUGUUUUCCGCUGCAUCCUGCUGCGAUGGGUUCGACUGCUGGGUUUCGCUACCGUCUAUGGGACACUGACUCUUAAGUUAUACAGGGUGCUGAAGGUGUUCCUGUCCCGGACAGCCCAGAGGAUACCCUAUAUGACCAGCUGGCGAGUGUUGCGUCUGCUGGGCAUCAUCCUGCUCAUUGUCUGCUGGUUCCUGGUGGCUUGGACAUCUGCCGUCUGUCAGAACCCGGACAGGAAGUUGGCUCUCAUUGACGUGGGCUACACGCCUGAUGGGCUGCAGUUCAGCAUGUGCCUGCUGGAUCGCUGGGACUACAUGAUGGCUGUCGCUGAGUUCCUCUUCCUGCUCUGGGCAGUGUAUCUUUGUUACGCUGUGAGGACGGUGCCGUCGGCAUUCCACGAGCCUCGCUACAUGGCCAUCGCUGUUCACAACGAACUUGUCCUGUCGGCGAUAUUCUAUGUCAUCAGGUUCACUCUUGCUCCGGAGCUCCAUCCAGACUGGAUGCUGCUACUGUUCUUCACUCACACCCACUUAACUGUAACAGUAACAUUGGGUCUACUACUCAUCCCUAAGUUCCUGUUUGCUGGCACCCACAUGAGAGAUGAUAUAGCCUCUGAGGCCUAUGAGGACGAGCUGGACAUGGGUCGUUCUGGGUCGUAUCUCAAUAGCAGCAUCACAUCAGCGUGGAGUGAACACAGUCUGGAUCCUGAGGACAUUCGGACACCAGACGAAAUGGGCCAUCUCAGUUCUAUUAAUGGCUGUGGCGUAAGGUCUUGCGAAAGUCUUUGGGAAAAACGUACCAACGAGGAGCUGAAAAAACUCUACUCCCAGUUGGAGAUUUACAAGAGGAAGAAGAUGCUGGCAAACAACCCUCAUUUCCAGAAGAAGCGGAGCUCCAAGAAAGGGUUGGGUCGCUCACUGAUGAGGCGCAUCACUGAGAUUCCAGAAUCGGUGCACCGUCAAUGCAGCCGUGAAGACAAGGAGGCUGGAGAACACGGGAGCAACCGUAACAGCAUCUGCAUGUUGAAGAAGAACCCCUUCGAUCCAACUCAUCCAGGAAAGCCAGCGAAGGAGGAGACACUAAAGAACAAGGUUUUUUCCCUCAAGAAGUCCCACAGCAGCUACGACCAUGUCCGUGAUCAGAGUGAAGACUCCAGCAGCUCAGCGACAGACAAGAUGGAGGUGACCACAGCUGAGGGCUCCCUCUUGGAUACACUUAUGGGCAAGAAGCUGGUCAAGAAGAAGUCCAAUGAGAAUAUGAAUGCCCCCAGUGAAUCUACAGAAUCAGUUCCUUUGGUCUGCAAGUCAGCCAGUGCCCAUAACCUCACUGCAGACAAGAAACAAAUUCAUCCUAGAGCCUCCAUGCUGCAGAAGUCCCUCAGUGUCAUCGCCAGUGCCAAAGAGAAGACUUUAGGAUUGACAGGAAAGACCCAGAGCACGGAGGACAGCAAUAAGAAGAGUCAGCCAAAGAGCAAAGACACAAGGGCCAAUGCUGAGCCAGAAAAUGAAUGCCAACCCAAGAUGAUUAUUAGCCAGUCGGUUGAGUACAAACAGAGUGUGGCAAAAGGCAGGAUCAUGAAACAGCCAGUGGGUGGCAGCCAGCCUACAAUCUGCUCCGAUCCAGUCAAGGGAAAGGACCUCUAUGAUCUCUCAGAAGUGUGUCCCUGGGAAGUGGAGGAUCUCCCAACUCCAUCUGAAAACAAGGUCCAAAAGCAUGUAUCCAUAGCACCAAAGGAAACCACAACGGUUCACGGAGGUAGCACCAAGGGAGGCAAAUCUCAGAAGCAGAAAGCUUCUGAUCAGUCUCCAUCGAGUGGCAGGCAUUCAAAGGAAAUUCAGAGGACAAACUCUGUACGAGCAGAGUUAUGUCCGUGGGAAGAUGGAAGUGAAAGUCAAGGCAGUCAAGUGGAAGGUUCGAAGCAACAAAUAUACAGUCAUGCUAGCAAACCUGCUAAGACCCAGCAGCCUGAUUCUACAACAGAAAGCUCCACAAUACAUCGGGCAGAGGUUUGUCCAUGGGACUUCGAAGAGACUCAAAAGACAACAGAGUUAGCUUGUUCACCAGAUAUGACAAGACAAAGAAAAGGCACCUCUCCUGUGGAUGGGAAAGGGAGAAGUCUCCUUUCAGAUCCAUCCAAAAUAGGAGGCUCACUCCAGCCACCAUCUUCAAAAGCUGAUGUAUGUCCCUGGGACUACGACAGCACUGCUGUAUCUCCAAAUUCUGGACAGAGGACACCUAGUCCUUCUCGAGCAUCCAAAACCAAGGAAUCCCCUUCAAAAAAGAAGGGGGCCCCUUCCACAAGAACAGUUGAGAAAGAGAAAUCAAAAGACACUGAUGAUGAGAAAAGUAGAACAAAAGCUAAGGACAAGAGUAAAUCUUCAGAGAAACACGUGAGCCAACAAAAAAUGGCUGAGGUAUGCCCAUGGGAUGUAGAGAGUCAUCAGGAAGUUCCAGUGGUAGAAAAAAGGAAAAGCGCAAAUGUUGGAGCAGCCAAACCAAAGCCGGCUGAAGUCUGUCCGUGGGAUUUUGAGGAUACGUCAGAUAAAAAAGGUACAGACAAAAGUGCUUCUGUAGUGAAACAGAAUCCUAAAGGCGGGGUUGUAAGUGCUGCUAAAAAGGCAGAUGUUUGUCCCUGGGACUUUGAGGAUAGCACAUCGAGCAAGAAGGCAUGACACUCAACCUUAAUGGACCACUGAAAUUAGAGUUAUUGACGUAUACUUUUUUUUCACUUUAAAUAUUACCUUUUACUAUUAGUAUGGUGACUUGGAAGAAAAGUUGAUCAAGUUCCACAAGUUGCCUUCCUUUCCGAGGUUUUGUUCCUGUUUUACCUAUUUUGAAAAUAAGUAAAAUGUACAAAAAACAAAACAAAGUCAUGAUGAGCAUUCCAGAUUAUUACAGGAAAAUCCUGAAGAUAAAUCCUAGACUAAUUAUGCAACUUUUGAUUCAGCCUUUUCACUUCACGAGCAAUGUUGAAAAUCUGCAUUCAUCAUGUUCUGUAUCAGUCAACAAUUCUUACAUGGUUGUUUUUGUGCAUUAACAUCAUCACUUACUGGAGUUGGAUAUAACAUGACAACAGGAGGUGUAGAGAAAAAGAAGUAUGAAAUUGAGGUUGAUGUACAAAACAGCAAAAGUGAAAGCCAAAGAAUAAGGGAACAUUUGCAAAGAAGGAUGUUGGUCUUAAGGCGGUAAAGUUAAUUUAUUAGUUUGUGUCCAGCUCUUGGCACAGAGGGAAGGACUCAGUGAGAAAAGCAGUCUAUAGCACUUUAGCCAAAUCCAUAAAUUAAGAACUGAGGACAGACUCUGUUCUACUUGUACAUUUUGUCUUCUUAUUUUCAACCUCAUGGCAUGAUAUCACACACCGACCAAACUUAGACAUGUUUUCUUUUGUUUGGAUCUAUUUAAUUGUAGUUCUCGGCAGAUUAAAAUGCUUCCAAGUCUGCAGAGAUGUACUGUAUGUGCCUAACUAACUAGCAUUGUCUUGUAUCAGUCUGAAGUGAAGCAAGUGGCUUCUUCUUCAGCACUUUGUGACAGUGAAUUAUAUAAACAGCAUGCACAGCCAGGUAUCGAGAGUAGCUGGACACUACCGGUUUGUCAACUAAAGCAGUUAAUGUAUUGACAAAUAUAUAAUGUUGUUUUUUGAAUACCAGAGGCACUCCUUUUCUUGCUUUCAUAUUUCCAAAAGCUCAUUCAGGGUGGUAAAGAAUAUAUGAGGGCAGGAUUAACAUGAAUGUGUGUCAAAAUGGCUCAUACACUAUGUACACUGUAAAAAGUAGGGAUAAUACUGGGGGAAUACUAAGCAAACAAUUUGCACCAGCUUUGUUUAUGAAUCCAGCAUGGGUCUUUGUGUUGGCUUGCACCAAGUGUGUGUGUACGUGUGACACAAUAUCAAGUAAAAAUGUAAUGAUGUACUCGAAGUGUUGAACCUCUGGAGUCUCAUACAUGAUCAACUCCUGGCAGCGCUUUCUGUCCUCACAUUCCCUCCGAUUCAAACACCAAAUUUAAAAAUGUGAGCAGGUCACCAAUUUAAUUUUACAAACAGCUGAUACAACCUGCUGCUUAAAGGAUAAUAUUGGUUUAUUAUAACUUGGGUCUUAUUUUCUGAGUUUUCGCCAUCACUCCAAUUGGUAACAAUAAUAUUGUACUUGCUGAGACCUGGAACCAAGGCAGCAUCACUACAACAAAGUCCAAUAGAGCAAGAAGCACAAGCAGUCAGUGUUUGUUGGGUUUACCCUAACUAAUCAGUAGUGAGUGAUGUCAUUUUCAAUUGAGUCAACACAUUGAGCUGUGGUUGUGGUUGCUAGGAGCAGUUAGGCUAACGUUUUUCACGACAAUACAAGAAAUAUGCUAAUACUAAAUAAUAGUAGUACUGUAUAACUGUUUCUAUAAGUUGACUUCCAACAACUUUUACAGCUGCCUUGAUCUCAUCCAUGGUUUUGUUUAUUAUUCUGUUGCCAUUUGUCAUGAAUGUUGUUAUUAUUUCUGGCUCUUGCACAGGAAGAUGACGUUGCUAUUCUUAAUCGCACUUUAAAAGUUCAGUGACCACAAGACCAGACACCAUGAAAUUAACUGCUUAAUAAACUGGAGAUAUAGGUGGUGAUUCAGAGGCCUGGAACCAGUCUAGGAUUAUCACUUUUGGGUGCACUCACAUUUUUUUGUGGUUUAGAAGGCUAAACUGUCAUGUUUCCUGUCUUGUCAGACUUUGUUGUAGUGAUGUCGCCUUGUUUCCAGAUCUUAGAAAUUACAAUGAGUACAAUGUUAUCAUAACUGAUACUGACUGAAUCAGAAACAAUGGUCAAAACUACAAAAAUAAAAGUUUUAUUUUUAACUUUUUAAAUAAUAUUACUAUAUGGCCAUUAUAUGAUAGCAGUAUAGUGCUUAGCCUUUAAUAUUUUGAAAUGUUUAAGGAUAAGCAUUAUACUGCUAUCAGUUUUUUCUUUGUUUUUUUGUAUUGAAAGUUCACAAGUAGCGUAAUGCAUGUUCUUCCCAAUUUAAUGCAAGUAGGCUAAAGCCCAAUUGAUUAAUUAAACUGAUCAUUUUAAAAUCUGUCUUAGCAAUGUGGUUAUCAAUUAAUAAUCUGACUAAACCUUUUGAUGGUUUUGAUUUGUUCAGUGUUUUGUAUCAAAAUAUUCAUCAUGCAAUAUCCAUCCUGGGAUUACAGUGAAAAAAAGAACUCUCCUACUUAUAUUUAACUGUUUAACACCUGACAAUAAUUGCAGUUGUGAGGAAAACUAUGUAUCAAUAUAGCAUCUACAGUACUUUACGGUAUCUUGUGAGAAUUACAUGGUAUCACUGAAUGUUGUCACUGAUUGUAAUUAUCUGUAAUUGCUGUCAAAUUCCUCACAACAAAAUGUCAGAGCUCUGUAGGAGUCCUUACUAAUCGUGGUAAAAAAAAAUCUGUGCUUGUCAGUGAGAAUUUUACAAAGUCAAAACACAGUUCGUCAAUUGCUAAAUUUCUUUGGCCCAGCUCAACUGAAAAUAAUCCAGUGACAAAUAUUUGUAGCGUUCUUAUCCGAUUUAGUUUAACGUGCCAACACAAUUCCACAGCCAGGCUCUAUAAACAUGAUUUAGAUGCUACGUCUUAUAUCUGCCUCCACCUACUGAGAAAUUACCUCUGCCAUUGACCUGUGGGGGGCUUGUCUGAAAUAUUUCAAAUGUGGAGUGUUUGCCUUACAGCGUGAGAUUUGUCAUCACCUCUGCUUUAUGAGCUCCUUUAGGAACGGUGUCUGAGAAGAACUGCCAACGUGCAUGGAAUGAUUGUAAUGCUUUGAUGGAUCUAUAUGAUAUUUAUGAACCAGAUGUUAGGCGUCAUCCAUCAUAUGUACUGUGGUAGCGGAUGCAGGAUCAUACCAAGGGACCCCUGGUAUGACAAAAAUGACAUUUCAAAACCCCUUUCUUUUUUUAAAAAGUGACUUUAGUCUUUGGAAUCACUGCCACAUUGAAUUUUACUGUCCUAGGUGAUGGAUAAUAUGCUGUAUAUUUUUAAAACAAGCCUCUUUUUUUUGUCCUUGUAGGAAAGCUGUUUUAAAUGAACAGUUGUGUUUAUUUCAUGACAAUUAUUUUGAAAAUUCACAUGGUCUACAUGACCUUAUAUUGAGCUCUGAAACAACUACGGGGGAAAAAAACCCAUAAAAAGCAAUAUAUUAUGACAUUUUCAAGCAAUGAAGGUAUUUUUUUUCCUGGUGUCAAAACACAUUUUUAUUUAUUUUGGUAUUUUCUUUCUGAUAAUUUUGCCCAUGAGAUUUCCAGAUCAGAGAUAGUUGGAGCACAAAGGAAACACGAUUACAGUUGUUCUGUCUCAGAGAAGAAAAUAAUAACAAUGCAAUAUCCCACCAUUAUACUAUGGAAUUACGUCCUAUUUUCAGUCAGUCUACUAUGUUGUUAAAUUUGCAUAAUUUCAGAUGGUAUGCUUGCUGUAGCAUUCCUCAGUUCAGUCAGUCCAUAGAUGUCUGUGUACUGACUUGUGUAUACAUAACCAGUGUCUUACUGUCUGUUUCUCUGGAGAUUAUCAUUGUAUUUUAGCCGUAUCAUCAAUGAAUCAGUGACAGUUUGAACCUCAACCAUUGUUCUCGUACCAUUUUAACAUAGACGAUACUGUGUCCUGUAGCUCUUUGUCGACCAAUCGGAUCUUUACCAUGGUGCAUUCUGUUGGCUAGCUGCUUUCAUUUGAACCUAACUCUUAUGACCAAACCAAGUCACCCGAUGGCAAAUACAACUACUACUAUUGCUACUAAUACUAUUCAAUGCUGUAAUGUCGUAAAUCUUGUGGCUUCUGCAUGAAUUCAAGAAAAAAAAAAUAGGACCGAUGUUUCACUGCCCUUGAUAGAACAAAAAAGAAAAAAAUUGAUCUUUUAUGGACUGUUACAAGUUGUAUAGUGAGUGAUACUGUCCCUAGCCCACUGUAUUAUGUGCUUGUUAUAACUAUUGCUCUAUGACAAGCUUAUAGCAUCAAUAUAUGGGAAUAUUUGGUAGAUUUAUAUUGUGUUAUAUUGUGAUAGCAUGUACAUAAAAGAUACCUCCUCUGCAAUAAAUAUUUAUAUGAAAAUCAA
Molecule: messenger RNA, 8944 nt
Organism: Siniperca chuatsi (mandarin fish)
Lineage: Eukaryota; Metazoa; Chordata; Actinopteri; Centrarchiformes; Sinipercidae
Gene: gpr158a
Product: G protein-coupled receptor 158a
Exons: 12
Coding region: 494-4570 (1358 amino acids)
Biological process (GO): G protein-coupled receptor signaling pathway
Cellular component (GO): membrane
Molecular function (GO): G protein-coupled receptor activity
Source: RefSeq, a predicted model, not a curated record